ACCACGACUCCCAAAUCUACCUCGCUGUUCUCCACGUCCCCCAUUCCAUUAUGACAUGAGGAGAAUACCAUAGAGACACAGAUAUAGAGGAGCUCUACAAGCAUUGAAGAAGGUCAAUACUUGAUUAAUAGAUGGCUGAUGACUUCUAGAAAUAUGUCAACGUUAUGGUACAGUCGGACAUAAUCGGACGCAGUCAGACCUGAAAGUCACAACAGCGAGGCACUGAGAGACGACCAUUCACAUCCUCACUGGGAAACCGUAGUGGCAAGACGAUACACAGAUCAUGGAUAUACGACAUGUGGCCAGGGUUAUAGCGCUCAUAUCAUGGGUCAAGUUUGGAGUUGACACGGCGUCUCAAGAAGAUACACACCGACUACUGAACACCUUGUUCCACAACUACAGUGUAUUUAUCAGGCCCACACACGACCAGGACAUGCCAAUCAGUGUGAACGUAGUGCUCGUUAUGGAACAGAUGCAGAGUCUGGACAUGAAAACGGAAACAAUGAAGUCGUUGGGAUUUUUCAGCAUUACCUGGAUGGACGAGUUUCUGGUAUGGACACCAGAGGAAUAUGGGGAUGUGGAAUACAUUACUUACGCUGCAAACAUGAUAUGGACACCUGAUUACGUCAUUGACAAUGAUGUUAGUUUAAAGAAGCGUAUGGGAGACGACAAAAGUUUGGUUCUAAUCAAAUCGAACGGCAAGGUCAUUUGGGAACCAGGGUACGUCGCCACAACAACCUGCAACGUCGACAUUACAUACUUCCCAUUCGACACACAAGUGUGCUCUAUAAACAUACUUUCAUGGAUGACAACAAAUGUGCAUCAACUCACGACUUCGACAACGGGUGUAUCUCUGCAGGCGUAUAUUCAAAAUGGAGAGUUUCAUUUGAUCACUGGAUGGGUGAAUUCAACAUCGCACACAAUGACUGAUAUUGAAAAUGAAACACUAGAGGGUUUAGAUUUUUUCGUCGUUCUUAAGCGGAAGACAACCUUCUUCUGGCUGUGUCUGGUGUCCCCACUGCUGGUGUUCCCCUUGCUGAGUCCUCUGAGUUUCCUGGUUCCUGCAGACAGUGGGGAGAAGACGACCCUGGCCAUCACAUCUCUACUAUCAGUCUUUGUGUUCAUGUCGUCCAUCUAUGACACGUUGCCUAAGCUGUCGAACCAUGUCUCACGGUUUGUGUUACUGGCAUCCAUACAAAGUUUUAUCAGCUUCCUCUCUGUAGUAGGCAACGUCAUCAUUUUGUGCAUAUACAGACUCCCACCCGAACACCGCGUUCCCAGGUGGAUGACGUGGCUUGCAGCUAAGCGCCAGGACUUAGCGCCUGAGAGGAUGAAAAGUAACGAGGAAUCCGAACUAUUCAACAAAAGUGAUAUGAGUACCAGGGGCAAAGGUCGUGAAAAUGUACCAUUGACUUGGCCGGUGGUCGCUGAAUUUCUGAACAAAAUAUGUUUUGUUGUUUUUCUAUUGGCUGUGAUACUUGUGACUGUAAUAAUCGGGGUAUUGAUGUCUUUUUAGUUCAGUGGGACAUUAUUUUACACCUACUACUACAACAACAGCAACUACUACUACUACUACUACUACUACUACUGCUGCUACUACUACUAAUCAGUCUUUAGCAACCCAUGCUUGCCGGAAAA
This is a messenger RNA of Haliotis rufescens (red abalone), 1638 nucleotides long. RefSeq names its product neuronal acetylcholine receptor subunit alpha-3-like. Gene Ontology annotation, molecular function: neurotransmitter receptor activity; transmembrane signaling receptor activity; extracellular ligand-gated monoatomic ion channel activity. The record is from RefSeq and is a predicted model, not a curated record. Gene Ontology annotation, cellular component: synapse; neuron projection; membrane. The coding region runs from base 284 to 1516 and encodes 410 amino acids. Lineage: Eukaryota; Metazoa; Mollusca; Gastropoda; Lepetellida; Haliotidae. Gene Ontology annotation, biological process: chemical synaptic transmission; signal transduction; monoatomic ion transmembrane transport. The transcript is spliced from 7 exons.